This is a messenger RNA of Scophthalmus maximus (turbot), 5625 nucleotides long. It is a transcript of the gene sv2ca, whose product is annotated as synaptic vesicle glycoprotein 2Ca. The record is from RefSeq and is a predicted model, not a curated record. Gene Ontology annotation, cellular component: membrane. Lineage: Eukaryota; Metazoa; Chordata; Actinopteri; Pleuronectiformes; Scophthalmidae. The coding region runs from base 392 to 2596 and encodes 734 amino acids. Gene Ontology annotation, biological process: chemical synaptic transmission; transmembrane transport. The transcript is spliced from 13 exons. Gene Ontology annotation, molecular function: transmembrane transporter activity.
GCGAGAGACUGCAUCGAAACAAAGCAGUGUCGUGCGCUGGCAUUUGGGCUUCCUCUCAUCCUAUUGCAUAGAAAAAAAAUACAGUUAAAAAAAAAAGAAAGCUGGCAAGAUUUGUUUUCCCCUCUGAUGCAAUGGGUUUGUAUCAGCUCAGUCCUUUCUUCUUGCCACAAACCACGCCUGGCCAAUGAUUGCCACAGCCAUUGUGGGUUAACUCCUGUGGUGACUGCAGACUCAAGAGUUUCCUUCCCUGCUUCAUCUUGAGACCCACUGAUAUCACCGUUCCUGCAAUCUUCCCUGUCAGCUUACAUUCUCCCCUCCUGCCCCUCUCUCCUCUUCCUUCCACUUCUGCGAAUCCGCUGAAGCCCUGUGAAAACCUACCUGUGGAGCCAGAAUGGAGGACACUUACAAUAACAGGACUUCUCUGGUUAAGGGGGCCAAGGACAUGGUCAAGGAAGCCAAGCGGCACGCAGCAAAGAAAGCCAACAAGGUGGUGGACCGCGCAACGGAUGAGUACUCAUCCCAUCGCAACUACAGCCGAUUCCAAGAUGAGGAGGAUGAGGAUGAGGAUUUCUACCGGAAUCCCCCGAAACAGGACGGAGAGGGCUACCAUGACAACGAGGAGGGCUCCAGUGAUGCCACGGAGGGCCACGAUGAUGAGGAUGAGAUCUACGAGGGCGAGUACCAGGGGAUCCCCUCAGCGGGAGACAGGAAGCAAAAGGAGGGCCAGGUGGCGCUGGGGCAGCCAAUGUCGGAUGCCACAAGGGACCGUAAGGAGCUGGAGCAGGAGAGGCAGGCCGACGAGGAGGAGCUGGCCCAACAGUACGAGCUCAUCAUCCAGGAGUGUGGCCACGGGAGGUUCCAGUGGCAGCUGUUCCUGGUGCUAGGACUGGCACUCAUGUCAGAUGGGGUGGAGGUGUUCGUGGUGGGCUUCGUGCUCCCCAGUGCCGAGACGGACAUGUGUGUGCCCAACUCCAGCUCAGGAUGGCUAGGCAGUGUUGUUUACUUGGGGAUGAUGGUGGGGGCGCUCUUCUGGGGAGGGAUGUCUGACAAAGUGGGCCGCAGACAGUGUCUCCUCAUUUGCAUGUCCACAAAUGGCUUCUUCGCCUUCCUGUCAUCUUUUGUCCAGGGAUACGGCCUCUUCCUCCUUUGCCGUCUUGCCGCAGGCUUUGGGAUAGGAGGCGCGGUGCCCAUCGUUUUCUCCUUCUUUGCGGAGGUGUUGUCCAGGGAGAAAAGAGGAGAACACCUCAGCUGGUUGUGUAUGUUCUGGAUGAUUGGAGAGAUCUAUGCAUCUGCCAUGGCCUGGGCCAUCAUACCACACUACGGUUGGAGCUUCAGUAUGGGUUCAGCGUACCAGUUUCACAGUUGGCGGGUGUUCGUGGUGGUCUGCGCCCUCCCCUGUGUGUGUGCUGUGGUGGCUCUUACCUUCAUGCCUGAAAGCCCCAGAUUCUACCUUGAGGUGGGGAAGCACGAUGAAGCCUGGAUGAUCCUCAAACAGAUCCACGACACCAACAUGAGAGCGCGUGGGCAACCGGAGAAAGUCUUCACCGUAAACAGGAUCAAGAUUCCCAAACAGAUGGAUGAACUGGUCGAAAUGGAAUCAGAGUCUGGCAACCCAGUUUCCAAGGUUUUCUUUAGGAUAAAGGCUGAAACACGUGGGAUCUAUCAUAAUCUUAUGAAGUGCUUCGACUACCCUAUGCGGGAAAACAUGAUGCGCCUCGCCGUGGUGUGGCUCACUCUGUCAUUUGGGUAUUAUGGCCUGUCAGUCUGGUUCCCUGACGUGAUCAAACACCUUCAGGCAGAUGACUAUGCCUCCAAAGUGAAGAUUCAUAGCAAUGAACGCAUCGAAGACUUCACCUUCAACUUCACCCUGGAGAACCAGAUACACAGAAAUGGCCUCUUUAUUAAUGAUCGAUUCAUCAACAUGAAGCUAAGGUCCGUCACCUUCAUUGACUCCACCUUUCGUAACUGCUACUUCGAUGACGUGACAUCGGUGGGCUCCUCUUUCCGUAACUGUACAUUCAUUGAUGCAUUCUUCUUCAACACGGACAUCGAUGAAUCCAAGCUGACAGAAGGCACAGAGGUGGUCAACAGCACGUUCACCCACAACAAGAAGGGGUGUCAGAUGACAUUCGAUGACGACUACAGCGCCUACUGGGUUUACUUCAUCAACUUCCUCGGGACCCUGGCUGUUCUGCCCGGCAACAUUGUGUCCGCCCUUCUCAUGGACAAAAUUGGCCGUCUGUCCAUGUUAGGUGGUUCUAUGGUCCUAUCGGGCAUCAGCUGUUUCUUCUUGUGGUUUGGCACCAGUGAGUCGAUGAUGAUUUUCAUGUUGUGCCUUUACAAUGGCCUCAGCAUCUCCGCCUGGAACUCCCUGGAUGUGGUCACUACUGAGUCAUUCCCUACUGCCAGGAGGGGAACAGGCUUUGGGUUCUGCAACGCUCUGUGUAAGCUGGCCGCAGUCCUGGGGAACCUGAUUUUUGGUUCUCUUGUCGGGAUCACCAAGGCCAUCCCCAUCCUCAUGGCCUCGUCUGUGCUCGUCGGUGGGGGCCUGGUUGCACUCAGGUUGCCUGACACUAGGUCAAAUGUUCUCAUGUAACACCAGCACGCGUGGCGUUCAUCAACUGGCAUAACACCGUGAUGAAAUCUGGGUGAAUCUGAGAGAGAGCCGGGGGAUUGUUGGGUAAGAAGAUCAAAUUGCUUGGUUCAUGCAUAUCCUAACAUCUGUAAUCACAUUUUGCAAAUGUACCUUAAGUAAAGCCAGAUAGCAUCCCACCCAUAGUCCCAUAGUGUUAUCUUACAAGUCAGUAAUAAGCUCAGUCAUUUAGUGAAUGUAUUUGUCUGGAAGUUGGUCAGAGUUUCGUACGGUGACUGGUUGCACCUUCCAGCUGCAGCCAUAAUCUUGUGUGGAGUCACUGCAUGGUUAAAGUGCGAGGCUUUUAAUAUUGAUACAGUCUUAUUAAGACGGGCCAGAUGGGGAGAAAAGUGAAAAACAAGCUGUAAUGAGCACAGCGAACCUGCUGUCUGACAACACCAGGAAUAGAUGAUCAGACAGAGCAGACACUCAACACACCAGUGUGACAGCUGGCUUGCCCACAGGACCCACAUACACAGCUCUUGUGGAGAAAGUCACCAUAUAUUAAUGCAUAAUAAGCCAGACAUAUACGUGCCGCUUUAUGUGCAGAUAUACCUAUAUUUACAUCAUAAUGUACUCACAACAAACUCUGAAACAUUUCCAAAGUUAAUCACAGUAGGACACCAAGCCCUUUGAAUUUCCUACCCAGCCAAGAAUCAAAAAGGCCAUAGUGAAACAUGGUAUUUUCUUCUACCAAUAAUUGUAGGUUGUGUUGAUUGCUCAGAUUCAACACGACAUACAAAGUUAAUAUUAUUUUCUGCUUUGUCACUGUGGAUGUUUGAAUGGUGAUUUUAUGCAAAUGUUGUCGGUCCAGACCCCCUUCCACACAAGUAUUAUUGUACAGAGGCUCUCUGAUGAGCUGUCCCUCUGAGUUUCAUUAGCUUUAUGUUGGAUCUUGCUUGUGGCAGUGACGUUCAUAAUGACAUGUCAUGCUGCUUCCUUUUAAAAAUACUGAAUGGCCUUUUCUUUUUCUUUUUUUAAAUGUGCCUCUCCUUAACUGGAGCAGUCUGCCCAUAGUCAUGUGCUGUCCUGAGGUUUCAAGGAACAGACAGAAACUGAAAAAGAAGUGAAUAGAUAAAAAAUUAUUAUAUAUGUGUGGAAUUUAUUAGUUAUUAUUAGUUAUGAAUUUAUUCAUCCUUGGUCUAAACCUCAUCUCUUUUAUUAGGCAUCCUUAUUGUCCAUACAACUUUCAUAUCUGUGGGAUAAGCCUCCUCCUCUCAUGAAAAAAAGUGUUGUUGUGUAAGAGUUGUUACAAAGGUGACAAAGAAUCCUUUCAUGAUCAAAUGGUGUAAGUUACCAUGCACGACUACACAGUAAUAAUGUAAAUAACAAUCAGGGCCAAUUUGUGCCACCCGUGAUGAAAAUGUCUCCUACGGAAACAUCGGCUUUUGUUUUUUUUACUUUGUAUCUUAAAACAUCUUGGCAAAAAUCUGCAAAAAUUAGGUUUGAAUAAUUGUUGCGUUUGAAGUGAAAUAAAUACAAAACUAGAUGGUCAAUUUGAGCUCGAUCAUAUUUGGUGAUUUUGCGAAAAAUCAAAACCAACUUUUGCCAUAAUCAAACACUUGAAAACAUAACCUACCUUGACCUAAUGUAUUCUGUCUUUCAACAUUUGAACCUCAAUCCAUAAUAGAGAUAACAAUGAAGUGGUGAACUGUUAAAAUACCCCUAAACUUUAGCAGGUCACCUACAUGCAGUCUUGUUUAUUUUGUGUUUGUGGAUUGUAUAUUCUGUGGCUAACAACCUUGAGUUUUCCUGUGUUUCUUUGCAUUUGUGGUAUUGGUUACUGCAGCAUAUUAGUAGUUUGACCUUGCACUGCAGAUUGCUCUCUGAAGGCUAUUCCAGAAAAUAAAAAUAAAAAACAACAAAAAAAACCCCAAAAAACCUGAAGGCUUCCAAAGUGUUCAUUCAUUUCCAUAGACCAAACUUUUUCCCUCAUAUUUUGUAAUCAUUUGGAAAAACAUAAUGAGGUGUGCUGCUAUUGUGCAAUAGUUAUUUUUUGACCAUUUUGAUCUUAAUAGUUUUGAAACAAAUGUAUGGCAAACAAAUUCAAAAUAAAUUAAUAUAUAUAUGAAGAGCAAUGACUUUUGCCCAGUCUCACUGCUGUCAGUCGAAAGAAUAACAGAGGAACUGAUGUGUAUGGUUCUGAUUCUGGUUAAAACCUUUAUUAGUGGCUGAUCUACCUGUUGUGUUAUACUUGGGGAGAAUUCAUGUUGUUAUGUUUGAGGUAUUUGGGGUAUUGCUUUAACUAUGUACUGUAUUCAUGUGUGUAUAUGCGCGUGUGUAUAAGAAAAAGAAAAGAGAGUACAGUGUGUGUGCGUGGACCUGUGUAUGGAUGCAUGAGUAUAAAAAUUAUGUACAUAUCAAAGCUGAUAUUGGUGAAGUUAUGGGUUGAAUAUGUAUAAACUCCUUGAUCUACUCAUGUGUCUCCUGCUCAGUCCAAGCGAUAAGUUCAUAUACUGUAUCUCUGUUGUACAUCUCUGUGUCCUUGGCUUUACGUCCUUUUUCACCUGCUACUUUGUGUGCGUGUAUGUCUGUGUGUGUGUGUGUGUGUGUGUGUGUGUGUGUGUGUGUGUGUGUGUGUGUGUGUGUGUGUGUGUGUGUGUGUGUGUGUGUGCACCAACUUGCAUGUAUGUAAGAAAACUUCUGUUCUUUUGUGUUCUGACUGUAAACUCUUCUGGCAGAAAGUAAUGGCAAUAUUAAGAUUUUUGUUUGAGGAAAAAUGUGAAUGUAUCACUCUUGUAAGUUCUGUUGAUCCAUUUUAUGGAGGUAAAUAAUUGUAUGUGGAGAGUAAAGUUGUGUAUAUUAUUGUAAAGGACCUGCUAGUCACAGGAUGAUUGAGUUGUAUGUUCAGAGGUCCAUAAGUGUGAAAACAUGUGGAGAAACAUUUGCCAAAUUGUGUAUAAUGUUUAAAACUGGAAAGGCAGAGAUUGCAGACCGUGCUGCAUAUAUAAAAUAAUAGAUAUGCAAUAAAAGUUAUGUUCUCUAGCAAAUUA